AAGGUUUGCAGCUGUUAGAUAAGGACUCGACGAUAUUUCUCGUGGGAUAUGCAAAUGUUUCAUCCGUUUCACGAGUUAUCAGCAUCAGAUGCAUACAGUCGAGUUUCUGAAAAAUUUCUUCCGGUGUACUUGAAACACCGGAAAGACUUCGUCUUAAAUAGAGAAACAUAUAAAUUGGCCAAAGGACUUUACGUUUCGAAAGAGCUCGGAACGCAGAGAUGGACGGAAGUCGAGAAUCCUCUCCGUUCCGUAACCUCGCGGAAUUGUACAACGGUUUGGAAAAUUUGAUAACGUGGCCGAGAAUGACGCCUUUGAGAGAGUCGACCGAAUACGUUUACGAAGGGCACGAGGUACGUUACUCUGGAUCGAGAUUAAAGAAAGUUGGCAAGGAUAAAGCGCCAAGGACGUUGCUUUGUCACGAUAUGAAAGGCGGUUACCUGGAAGAUAGAUUCAUAAACGGCUCUAAUUCGAACGAGGAGUAUCUAUUUUAUCACUGGAGCGUCGUAGAUACGUUCGUUUACUUCAGUCACUAUUUUGUGACCGUUCCACCUUACGGAUGGAUCAAUGCCGCUCAUAGCCACGGAGUAAAAGUGUUGGGUACGGUGAUUACGGAGCAUGCCGACGGUGGAGUCAUUUGGAACCUGAUUUUGCAGAGCAGGGAAAGCGUGAAACGUUUUGCAAACGCGCUCGUUCACGUAGCAAAAUUUUACAAAUUCGAGGGUUGGCUGCUGAACGUUGAAAACGGUAUUAAACCCGAAGAGAUCGAUAAUCUCGUCUACUUUGUAAAGUAUUUGAGCGAUCGUAUCCACGAAGAAAUUAUUGGCUCCGAAGUAAUAUGGUACGACAGCGUGAUCAACACCGGAGAAUUGAAGUGGCAGGACGAACUUAACGAGAAAAAUAAGGACUUCUUCUUAAGUUGCGACGGAAUAUUUUUAAACUACAAUUGGACGGACUCGCGGUUGAUCAACAGUCGUAAUCUCGCAAGAGAUCUCGAACGAGACAUUAAGGACGUUUACGUGGGCCUGGACGUUUGGGGCAGGGGCUGUCCUGGCGGCGGCGGUUUCAAUUCUGCUCAUGCACUCGAAAGGAUACGGAAACAGGAUCUAUCGGUUGCCAUUUUCGCUCCAGGUUGGACGCACGAAUAUUUCGGACCCAAAACGUUCGGACAAUUGGAGGACAUGUUUUGGGCUCAACUCUUUCCUUUCCUAUACGUUCAUAUUCCGAUCUACGACAACGAAAGAUUCGACACGUCCUUUUGUCGCGGCAGUGGCUCGGCCUACUAUCGUCGCGGUAUAACGCAGCACGAGGUAUUCGACGAGAAGCCGUUCUAUAACUUGUCCAUGCAAAAAGUGCAAAUCUCCGUGGCCAUGCCGCUUUUGAAGAUUUUGGGCUUCGCGGAAGAAAAGCCCGUUGACGACGACGAAAGCUCUUCGAAGAAAGAAGCUCUUUACGUCUACGAAACCGAAAAGAGUUACGUUCGAGUCUUGGGCAACGUGGCGAGUUUUCAACCAAAAUCUUUACCCACGAACGCGAAUUAUUUCGAAUUUUGCAACGAAUAUUCGUACGAGGGAGGAGGCUGUCUUAAACUGAUAACAAGGAAUCCUCGCGAAUACCACAGAUUAUUCCUGAUAUACGUCGAGUUCGACCGAAGCAUUCAAGGAUCCGUCGUUUACAAAGCAGAAGAAGCUAGCACGGGAACGAGCUCGACGACCGACGAACCUGCUUUGUUAUUGGCCAAUGACUCGGUCACGAAGUCCAUCGUGCCGUACGAGACGUUCGAGUUGAACGCGAGUUGGAGAAAGUGCGUCUAUCUGACCGACAUGAGGACCGUCAACGAGAUCGGAAUAAAGUUCUCCAGAGAGAAUAGUUGUUACUUGGGGGAGAUCGUUUUGGAAGGGAAGCAUCGUCGAUACGACGAUCGUUGCGAGUCGGCGGACUGUGCCAACCGGAUCAGCGACUACACCGUGUCUAUCGACCUUUCCCGAGCAAGCCAGCAACGCAACGAGUAAUACGACAUCAUCGAUAUAAGAAUAAGAUCGGGAGGAGAA
This is a messenger RNA of Vespula pensylvanica (western yellowjacket), 2048 nucleotides long. RefSeq names its product cytosolic endo-beta-N-acetylglucosaminidase (gene ENGase). Gene Ontology annotation, molecular function: mannosyl-glycoprotein endo-beta-N-acetylglucosaminidase activity. The record is from RefSeq and is a predicted model, not a curated record. Lineage: Eukaryota; Metazoa; Arthropoda; Insecta; Hymenoptera; Vespidae. Gene Ontology annotation, biological process: protein deglycosylation. Gene Ontology annotation, cellular component: cytoplasm. The coding region runs from base 219 to 2009 and encodes 596 amino acids. The transcript is spliced from 8 exons.